Molecule: messenger RNA, 2553 nt
Organism: Macrosiphum euphorbiae (potato aphid)
Lineage: Eukaryota; Metazoa; Arthropoda; Insecta; Hemiptera; Aphididae
Source: the annotation of a GenBank genome assembly
AUGGUUUGCAUUAGUGUAUUUUUAGUUUUUAAUGAAUUGGUUGUAAUCACGCCAAAUGAGAGAAACUGGCGCGGUAUUCUUAUCGCGCUUCUAGUCAUUGUAGCCGUUUUGGGCUUGAUAGUGUUCUUUAUCGUCCUGCUGUCACCACCAUACAAAGGUCCUAGGAAUCUUGGAAGUAAAUUUACGGUCGAUCAAAUUGCCGGGGACACAUUCAAAGCGCCUUCGUUCAAUGGCUCAUGGAUAUCAAGCGUGGAGUUGGUGGUUCGAGACGCACAAGGUGGCGUCAGCGUAUACAAUGUCGAAACAAAUAAACACAGGGUACUACUCACGAGUUCGUCUUUUAAACGAGUGAAUGCUAAUGAAUUUCAAACGUCUAGCGAUCAAAACUACGUGCUCCUGGUGUCAGACGAGAAAAAAAUUUACACGAACACGCGGGAGGCCAAGUAUCACGUUUUCGAAGUGUCGACCCAAAACGGCGUACCGCUCAUGACCGCCUCCAAAACGGUGGACGAUGGCGAGCAGAUUUACAUACAGAAAGCGCAAUGGUCGCCGACGGGCAGUGGGCUGGUUUUCGUGCACAAGAACGAUUUGUACUACAAGAUCCACGGUAACCGGCACAGCAGAGUGGUCAGGAUCACGGACACGGGUACGCCGACAGUGUUCAACGGCAUACCGGAUUGGCUGUACCAGGAAGAAAUUUUCAAAUCCGAUAAAGCGUUUUGGUUUUCGCCAUCCGGUCGGUAUUUAGCUUACGCCACUUUUGACGAUUCAUUGGUCGGCGAAUACAAGUAUCCGGUAUACAACACUAGAUUCCAGUAUCCGUAUUAUCAGUCGUUACGAUAUCCAAAGGCGGGAACGCCAAAUCCAACAGUGACUGUGUGGUUGAGGGACUUGAAAAACGAUAGUUUAUCAAACGGCACACUAUUGCAAAAACCACAAGCCUUACAUAUGGAAAGUGAACCCUAUUUGAUGCAUGUAAAGUGGGCAAAUGAAAGACGUAUUGGAGUAGUUUGGAUGAAUAGAAAACAGACGACAAUGGUGAUAUCUGUAUGCUCUGAGCCAAACUGGGAGUGUCAAGACUCUUACGUGGAGAAAAUCGCUGAUGGAAAGGGGUGGCUGGAAAAUACCCAAGUCGAGUUCAACGAGGAGGGCACUAGCUACUUGGCGAUAUUACCGGUACUUGAUGGUCCACGUGGCACUUACCCACACAUCUGCCUGGUGGACAUAUCCACAAAAAUCAUGCUGCCGCUGACGAGUGGAAGCUUUUGCGUCGUCCGAAUCGUCCAAUGGGAUCAGACGAACCAGAUAAUAUACUUUGAAGCGAUACCGGAGGGAAAACCGUCGCAAAGGCAUUUAUACAAAGUGCCCGAUAACGUAAACAGCACGGCGGGCUGGGAAUGUAUGACGUGCCCUCCGAGCGGACCACAAAAGAAUACUUCCAAAAUGGACAUUUCCAUGAGUUCGGAUAUCAGCGACUCGUUCCGGUUAAGUCUUAAGGGAUUGGAGACGUCGAAACUUCCACAAGACUCGUGGCCAGUGAGGACAAAUUCAUGCCUAUAUGUCCGAUCUCAUUUUUGUCGGCACCCCAAUUCCAAAUACUACGUUUUAGAAUGUUUAGGUCCUCUAGUUCCAAAAGUGAUAUUGAUGAACCUGCAGAUAAAUCAAAAAGUAAUGAUAUUGAACAAUUAUACAGCUUUGGCAACUAAAUAUUCUGCAAUGGCUAAACCUAACAUACAAAUAAUGCAGGUGGAGGUGGAGAGCGGAUUUAUAGCUCAAACCAAAUUGAUGCUGCCUCCUGCGUUUAAAGAAUACGACGAAACCGCGUUUCCGUUUAUUUUAUACAUAAAAGGCAAGCCUGGCACUCAGUCGGUGACCGAAGAGUGGUCUGUAGAUUGGGCCACGUACUUAUGCAGCAACAAAAACAUUAUCAUCGCCAUAAUCGACGGCCGUGGAACACUGGGCCAGGGUGACAGAUCAAGAACAUCAAUUUACUAUAAAAUGGGAAUCACGGACAUCCAGGACCAGCUUUCGGUUUUGUUGUAUCUCAAGGAUACGAUGAAGUUCAUAGACAAAGAUCGUAUUGGCAUUUGGGGAAAAGGAUACGGUGGAUACGCCACUGGAAUGAUUUUGGCCAAACAACCGGAAGUAUUUCGAUGUGGAAUUGCCACGUCACCGAUUACGAAUUGGGCACAUUUCGAUUCGGCUUGGACUGAAAAGUUGAUGGGCACCCCAAAUGUGACAGACAAUUACCGUGGAUACGAAGACUCGGAUUUAAGCAAAAAAGCAAUUACAUUGGAUAAAAAACUGUUAAUGUUAAUCCAUGGCAGCGCAGAUGAAACGGUUCAUUAUCAGCAUAGCAUGAUGCUGAUUAGAGCAUUAACAGAAAAGGGAAUAUUAUUCAGACACCAAACGUAUCCAGACGAAGGCCACACUUUCGACGGAUCAACUAAACAUUUAUUGCAUGCUAUGGAACAUUUUUGGGACGAGUGUUUCGGUCCAUUGGAUUUUGACGACUGGGACGAGAGCCUAAACUUUUUUGCAUUCACGCAAUAA